Messenger RNA from Rotaria sp. Silwood1, 2634 nucleotides. The record is from the annotation of a GenBank genome assembly. NCBI's taxonomy places the organism in Eukaryota, Metazoa, Rotifera, Eurotatoria, Philodinida, Philodinidae.
AUGGCAAAAAAAGCAAAAUUACCUCUGGAAGUCAUUUGUUUAAGCGACGAUGACGACGAUGACAAUAGUAAAAAUAGUAUUCCAAUAGCAACCCCUAUAAAACAACAAAAUUCAUCAACAAUUGUUAAUAGUGAUGUUCAAAAUGAUACAUAUGAAUCAUCUAAUUGGACAAUUCAUCAUGACGAUAUUAUACAUGUAUCUGAACUACCAUCGAAAUAUUCAGAUAUAUUUAAAAAACCAUUCGAAAUUCGUUGUUCAACUAUUCGUUUUGGUAUUGUAGAAUUUAAUGUUGAAUCUGAUGUUGUUCUUAUGAAAGAAAAAGAAUUUGAAAUGAAACUUACAGGUGGAUUUUUGGACAAUGUAAAUAUGAAAUUAGCUUAUUCAGAUGUACUUGCAUUUUAUUUUUCAUUUCAAUCGCAAACACCAGCGGCAUUUAUACAAGUUCGUAAUGAAUUUGCUGUACUUUUUGAUAAGUAUAUUCCAACAUCCGAUGAGCAUGGAAGAGGGUUUGAUCCUAAUUCUAAAGAUGAAAGACGACGUCAUGUUAUUUUUUAUUUGAAAACAUUAACACCAGAUAUGGAAAGAAUACAUAUAUCAACAAUUUAUUAUUUUCUUAAAACAAAAUGUCCUAAAAUGGAUGUUUGUUGUGUCAGUGCUUCACGAGCUCAAGAGUUAUACAAUUUAGCUCGAUAUGCUAAAGUAUCAUCACCAACUCCAAAAAAAGUACCUUUUACUCUCAAUGCUAAUGAUUUAAUUGCAAAAACAGUUGGUUUAAACAAUAAUACAAUUCGAUUUGAUCUAUCAUCAGAAGAUUUACAUUGUUUAAAUGAAGGCGAAUAUCUCAAUGAUAAUAUCAUUGAUUUUUAUCUUCAAUAUAUAUAUCACGAAAAAUUAUCUGAAGAAGACCGUAAACGUACAUAUUUAUUCAAUUCAUUUUUUUAUACACGAUUAACACAAAAAGGCAAUAGUGAUAAUUCGAAUAUUUCAGCAGCUGAACGACGUUAUAAUCGUGUUAAACGAUGGCUUCGUGAUGUAGAUUUAUUUUCAAAAGAUUAUCUUAUUGUACCAAUAAAUCAAAAUGCACAUUGGUAUAUCGUUCUCAUUCAAAAUCCUAAUAAUGUUUUAACAGAAGCUGAUUUAAUUAGUGAUGAUGAAGAUUCUGAUUUUGAUGACCGAUUAAAAUCAAAGAAAAAGAAACGUUCAACAAGAAUAAUUCAUCGUAAUGAAAAAAAUAAUAAUUAUAAUAAUUCAUCAUCGAAAUCAAAUAUUCCUUCACUUGAAAUUUUUGAUGAAGCUGACGAAGUUAUAUCUAGUAAUGAUACACCUUUAAAAAUUAAUGUUGAAUCACUUUUUAAUUCAAAAAAUCGUUCUCAAUCUCCAGCAAUAAUUAUAUUUGAUUCAUUACGUAUUGCUUCUAAAGUUCGUGUUGCAGCAACAUUACGUGAAUUUCUUCAACUUGAAUAUGAUCAUAAAAAAACUUUACCUAUUCAAUCAUUAGGACGAAAAUUAUUUAAUAUUGAUACUAUACCAACAAUUGAAGCUGCUGUACCACAACAACGAAAUUAUUUUGAUUGUGGUCUAUAUAUAUUACAAUAUAUUGAAAGUUUUUUUUUUCAUCGUUCAUCGGCUACCAAUUUUCCAUCAUCAUCAACAUUUUCUAAUUGGUGCGAAAAAAAUUUAAUGGAGUCCAAUGCUUACCGUCAUCGACGUCAAUUAAUUGAUGGCAAUAAUCCUAAUGUACGUGUUCCACAACAAAACUUUGGUGGACCGGUGCCAUUAAAUCCAUUAAAUAAUCCGAAUAUAGUCAUAUCUAAUGAACGAACUAAUCCACAACAACUAAAUACUAAAUAUAAUCCUCCAAUUGUAGCAUCUCAACCACAAACAGAACUAGUUCGUAGUCGUGGAUUUUAUAAUAAUCCAUCAUUUCAACCAUCACCAUUUCCUGGUGAAAAACCUUUCGGAUGGUUUGGUACGAAUCGUGUAAAUUGGGUAUCAAAUCGGGACAGUGAAUUAGAUAAAAACAAAUUAGCGGCAGAAAAAAAAGCGCCAUCAAAUAAUCCUCAAGCUAAUGUUAUUCAACCACGAAAAGAUGGUGGACCACUUUUUCUUGAAAACUUAGCUAAACAAUACGCAAGUAAAGGUGAAAAAGCAUUCCCUUUCGGUCAAUUUGAAACUCAUCAAGGUCGUGGUGCAGUUUGUUCAAAUCAUGACAAUUUUGGUGGAUUUGCAUUUGGUAAUUUCCCUUGUCCAUUACCAGCAAGUACAGGUAUGAAUCAACUUGAUCAAUAUUGUUGUGGACCUGCUAAUUAUCAAUAUUGUUGCAAUGCUCAAGAAUACAGUCAAACACAACGUGGUGCCUUUGGUGAUCAUAGAUAUAUUGGUCAACGAGGUUUUUCAACACGAACAGAGUUUUUACCAUCAACAAAACGCAUACUUGCAAUUAUUUCACCUAUUGGUGGUUUUAUUGUUUUAACAGGAAUUAUUAGUUUGGUAGUUUUAUAUUAUAAAAAAAUUCGAAAAGAACAGAAUAGCAUUGGAAAACCAGCUGGAGCUAUUCGCUUACAAGAUGAUUAUUCAGCUGUUCCUCAAGAACCACCAAUUGAAAAAUUUAUAUUUAAACAAAACGAACAAUAA